Messenger RNA from Phyllopteryx taeniolatus (common seadragon), 6713 nucleotides. RefSeq names its product RIMS binding protein 2a (gene rimbp2a). NCBI's taxonomy places the organism in Eukaryota, Metazoa, Chordata, Actinopteri, Syngnathiformes, Syngnathidae. The record is from RefSeq and is a predicted model, not a curated record. Gene Ontology annotation, biological process: neuromuscular synaptic transmission. Gene Ontology annotation, molecular function: protein binding. The transcript is spliced from 23 exons. Bases 26 to 4408 code for a protein of 1460 amino acids.
UGUACAUAGGUGAGUAGUAGUAUUAAUGGUUGUUUGGCUACAUGUGCCUUGUGAUUUGUGUUUGCCCCGCCUCUCACCCAAAGUCAGCUUGGAGAGGCGCCAGCCCACUGUGACCUUAAUAAUGACGAGCAGUACAGAAAAUGGAUGUGUGGCUACCUACCAGGUGACAAUGCGGGAUCACACAUCCGGUGUUAAUGUGGAGGAGCUGCUGAGGCACUCUCAGAUGGAGUUACAGUGGAUGCAGAGACAGCUGGCUUUGAUUGCUGCCAGGAAGACACACCACGACCACGGACAAGCCAAGGAAAAGUCAAAGUUGGAGGUUUCAUCCCAGCUCGGCCAAAACGUUAGUCGCUUUCGCCUCCUGGAGGAGAGAAAUCGAGUUUUGAGACAAGAAAUGGCUGCUCUCCGCCAAGAGAAGCAGCAGUACCACAAACUGAGAGCGAAGCUCCAUGCUGCCUUGCAGGAGAAAAAUCGUCUCAACAUCGAGCUGAUCGGCCGUCACCUGAAGGCAUCCAAAUAUGACCAGGUACAGUCCGACUUCGAUCAGCUGAAAGAGACGCUUGCCGUGGUGAGCCAGGAGAGAGACUCGGCCCAGGAGCAGCGCAGCCAACUUCAAGGCAAAGUCGAGAACCUGGAACAGGUUCUAAAGCGUAUGCACGAGACUGUUGAGGUGAAGCAGCGGCCGCAGACAGAGCAUGACCAGGCCUUGGCGGCCCUUCACACCAAGCAGAAGGAGAUCAAUCAAUUGCAAAAGGUCCAGAUUUGUGACCUGGAGCAGACAUGCAGGUCACAGAGUGAACACUUCCAUCAGAUGUCCAAAGAGCUGCUGAAUUUCCGUUUACAAUCCCAUCCUGUGGCGAUCCUCCUGAGUAAAGCCCCUUCCAAAUCCCACAAUCUCCUCUCAGCGGAGGAACAGCUCCCAAAAGUCGUUGUCGGAUUUGAAAACCAGCCAGAAGCAGGCGAUGAGCAAGCGCCAAACGUGCCACCACUGAUCUCCCAGUUCUUGCAGUGCCCACAGCAGACUGGAGACAGGGAACGACCAGAUUGGCCGUCUGUCAAGUCCUGCACCGUAAAAACGGACCGCGCCAGCUGCACUAAGCGGCUGACCCCAUCAGCGCUACAGAUGGAGGAUGAACCAAGAUCAUCAUCCAGGUCCAAGCCACGCUACACUGGCCAGGUCCGCCUUUGCACUGCCCGAUACAGUUAUAAUCCCUACGAUGGACCAAACGAACAUCCCGAAGCAGAGCUCCCGCUUGUGGCUGGGAAGUAUUUGUAUGUAUAUGGCAACAUGGAUGAUGACGGAUUCUAUGAAGGUGAGCUGCUGGAUGGCCAGCGAGGACUUGUUCCAUCAAACUUUGUAGAGUUUGUCCAGGACAAGGAGAAACUGUCCAUUCAAGCUGGAGAUGGAGGAGAAGAUCUUGGUCCAGUGGAACAUACACCCUUAGCCUUGAGGUCCGUGGACGGAGGUGCUGGCCAGGAUGGUCUCUUAGGCUCUGCAAAUGCCUUGGUACCCUAUAGCAACGGGACCGUGGGGCCCCUGGACCCGGAGGACCUGGCUGAAGACGUUGUGCCUUAUCCCCGAAAGAUCACUUUGAUCAAGCAGCUGGCUCGCAGCGUCAUCGUGGCUUGGGAGCCUCCGGUUGUGCCUUUGGGCUGGGGGAACGUCUCUGGCUACAAUGUGUUGGCGGACGGCGAACUACGGGCCAGCAUACAGUUUGGCGGGCGUACCAAAUGCUUGCUGGAGAAACUGGACCUGGACGGCUGCGUUCACCGUGUGUCGGUACAGAGCGUCACCGACAGGGGCUUGUCGGACGAGCUGCGCUGCACCCUUUUAGUAGGAGCCAACGUGGUGGUAGCACCUUGCGGCCUCCGGGUGGAUGACAUCCAGCGGGACACAGCCGAGCUCUCCUGGUUGCCUAGUAACAGUAACUAUGGUCACACCGUCUUCUUGGACGGAGUAGAGCAUGCAGUGUUAAAGCCGGGGAGGUAUAGACUACGCUUCUUCAACCUAAAGCCGCUGACGGUGUACAAAGUGACGGUGGCGGCACAGCCUCACCAGGUGCCAUGGCAACUGCCUCUGGAGCAGAGGGAGAGGAAGGAAGCGGGCGUGGAAUUCUGCACUCAAGCUGCAGGUCCAACACCGUAUUGCAGAACAGGCCCUCCCUUGCCUCCGCAAGAUGUACAGGUGCUCUGUGGGCAGGCACCCGGGGUCCUACAGGUCCGCUGGAAGCCACCCCUUCUGUCUCCCACAGGCACGUCUAAUGGUGCCAAUGUCCUUGGCUACGCUGUCUGCACUAAAGGACAGAAGAUAGCAGAGGUGAUGUUCCCAAUGGCAGACUAUGUGACUGUGGAGCUGACGCGGAUACAGUGCCUGGAGGCCAGGGAGGUCAUAGUCAGGACGCUGUCCGCACAGGGGGAGUCCCAGGACUCUCACGUCGCCCUCAUUCCAAACAACCUGCUCGUGCCUCUACCUCCGCUCCCUCUGCCAGCGCCGAUGCACGCCCACCCCCACGCCCAGCCUCACCUUACAUCUCCUCACCACCCUCAUGCCACCCCACAGCUUACUGCCCCACCCCAAGCCCACGGACAACCGCUCCCACCCCACCCACACCCUCAACCCCAACCGAGACUCCCCCACCCGGGCGCGCCCCAGCCAAACCAGAGUCGGCCGCCGCAUCCUCAUCCGCAGCCCCUGCGCCUCCUUCAAGGUCCCAGGCCCCAGCACCGACUGCCUCUGCAGCCCCACGCUCAUCCCCACCCUGUACCUCAGAGACCAGUAAGUGCCAGAGACCUGGAUGCCAAAGAGCAAGCCGGCCACAACAGGGCCGUCGUCCCGCCCGGUUGGGACCUCGCACGCUCCCCUUCUUCCCAGCCGCCUGUACCCAUGCAGGGCCACACGCUUGAGCCCCCUCCCCCUGGAAAUCCACGUUCCCCCUCCCCUCAGAGGAUUCUACCGCAACCGAGAGGCACUCUCAUCCCAGACAAUGUGGCCAAAGCCAUUGCCCGAGAAGCAGCGCAGAGGGUGGCGGCAGAGAGCGGCAAGGGCGACCGGAGACCUGUGAGCUACGGGGAACAGGAUCAGUCCUUUCACCAGCAUCACUCUGACGAGGAAGAGGAAGACGAGGAAGGGUUCGCACGUCGCCGACGAAGAGGCCCUUCGGUUGAUGAGUUCCUCCGAGGCUCCGAGUUAGGCAGGCCGCCUCACUAUAGUCACAAUGAAGAUUAUCACAGCGAGAGCAGCCGCGGCUCUGACCUGUCUGACAUCAUGGAAGAGGAUGAGGAGGAGCUGUACUCAGAGAUGCAGCUGGACGAGGCACGCCGACGCAACUCGCACAACACACCCAAGUUAAACACUCCAUCUAGAGGCCGCCAGGACCGGGAGAGCGGGCGAAGGAUUCAUCACAGUGGCUCGCAGCCUCAGAGACGACCACUCACGGUCCCUGCCAUCGAUGGCUACAGGGAUCGUCACUCUCCCACCUACUUUGAUGAGUCUGAGCCAGAGGAGGCCUUUCGGGUAUUUGUGGCGCUCUUUGACUACGAUCCUCUGUCCAUGUCCCCUAACCCAGACGCCGCCGAUGAGGAGUUGCCCUUCAAAGAGGGCCAAAUCAUCAGGAUAUACGGUGAUAAAGACACAGAUGGGUUCUACAGAGGAGAAGUGAGGGGCAGGAUGGGGCUGAUCCCGUGCAACAUGGUGUCUGAGAUACGAGCGGAGGACGACGAAACCAUGGAUCAGCUCAUCAAACAGGGCUUCCUGCCUCUCAGCACCCCAGUGGACAGAUUAGAACAGAAUAGAAGAGGCGCUCGUCGAGGUGAGGCCUCCAGGAGGAUGGUGGCUCUGUAUGACUACGACCCUCGAGAGAGCUCACCCAAUGUUGACGUUGAGGCUGAGCUGACCUUCUGCACCGGUGACAUCAUUGCAGUGUUUGGUGAUAUUGAUGAAGAUGGCUUCUAUUAUGGUGAGAUCAACGGUCACCGUGGUCUGGUUCCCUCUAACUUCCUGGAAGAAGUGCCUGACGACGUGGAGGUGUAUCUGACCGAUACGCCCUCCCACUUCCCCCCCGAGGAGCCCGCCAACCGGCUCCCCGCCAACUCCGCCGCCGCCGUCCCGGAGGGCAAACGGGAGACAACGUUCUACUGUCCAACACUUCCUUGCUUCCCUGCCCAUCGCCUCUCUUCUCAGAUCACCACGGAAACGCUCGUCGACAAUGACGCCACACCCGUCCGUGCGCCAUCCCCUAUCGUCCGCCCCUUGCUGCCGGGCACCAUGAGGCCCCUCAGCCCGACAAGGGGACUCCCCGGCCUCGCCCUGAACCCCCGCGACCCUCAAGAUUUAGCAAACAACAAGAAGAAGAAAGGACUCCUCUCCAAGGGGAAGAAGUUACUGAAACGACUGUCCCCUGCCAAAUAAAAGCCGACACGUACAGUGUAGCCACUCGACAUUCUGAUGUUUUCUCCAGGACUGUACAAGCCUGACUGAGUUUCAUUCAGUACCUCUGUGAUCCAAAUCGUUGACGUUCUGUAUAGUGCCAAAAUCGAGACACAAGCCGCCACAAAAAAAAACAAAAAACAUUACUGUGAUGUAUUUUAAAUCAAGCGAUUGCUUUCAUGACGUGUAUUUCAAUCUUUUUAGUCGUUACUAUACUCACAGAAACUAUAACAUUCUUUCAUGCAGGGUACCUGGUAAAACAAAUGGUUACAUAAAAUACGUUUCGGAUGAGAACAGCUCGAAAAAGACAACACCGUAAGUAAUACAGACUGCUAACACAAAGACUUUAUUUAGUGCAAUAUUGUAUGUGGUAAGGAAAGACUGGUUAGAAAUGGGUCGAAAUCAUGAAGCAUUGAUGCAAAAACAGCUUUUGGAGAACCAGGCGAGCCGCUCAGUGGCCUUUUACCAAAACAGCAUAAGUGUGACGUUCCCCGUUUGAGUUGAUUUUUCAUCCUUAAAAGCCAAAUCAUAGCAGUUUGGUCCAGAUUUAUUCGUACAAUGACAACAUUUUUUAUCAUUUGGCCUCAAUACACCACCACAGGAUAUUGACUUUAAGAUCCACUUUUAGGGGUUUUACAAAAAUGCUGCCAUUCAAUACCGAAAAUAUCAUUAGCAUUGUUAAAAUCUUUCACUGUGGAUGGAAGGAUGAAUUUUCAUGGGCUGGAAUAGAUGAUAUCAAGCCCAGUUUGGGGUCAUCACCCCUCUUUGUCCAUUUGCAGCUUCUUUUCAGUUCCAUAGCAUUUUGCUGAAUGGGAGGGAAGAAUUCAUCAUCUUAAUGUCCAUAAUGACACAUAAUGUGGUGUGAUUUAGAUCGCCAAACUUCUCUCUUCCCAUUAUCCUGAUAUAAGUUGACCUUGGUUUCAUCUGUCCAAAGAUCCCCCCCCCCCCAAGAUUUUUUCUUCCCAUUUCUGUUUUUGAAUGUUACCAGUGCUUUACACCUUUUUUUUUUUUUUUUUUUUUUAAACUUUCUAUUUACAGUCAUGAAGGAGAUUCUGACUGGUUGUGAAAUUUAUCUGGAUACAAUUUCAAAACUUUUUUAUUUUUUGUUAUUAAAUGUAUGUUAUAUAUUUGUCUGCCUUUUUGUCUUUAAGUAAUGAGGUAACAUACCACAUACAGUGAAUAUGAUUAUCAAUUCCUUAACGGGCAACACCAUGUUGCAUAAAAACCCUUAAAUUAAGACUUACAGUCAAAACGUCAUCACAUUGCGUUUAAACAAAUCCAAUGUGGUGGUGUAUAUAUGAAAAAUAUUUUUUUAAAUGUGUGUCUAAAUAUUUUUGGACCAAAAUGUUUUUUGUUGUCAAAGGAAAGAAUGGCAUGUCUUGUUCAAUGCAAAAAGUUGUUUGACGCUUGGAAAGUAAUAUUUGUUUCAUGUGACACACACUCGUCUUGCACCUUCCUUUUUUUUGUUCGUUUUUAAAUGGAGAACUCGUGUUGUCAUGUGAUAUAGCAAUCACAUUCUUCUGUCAUAAUGUUAGCAGAAUAUAUAAUAUAAACUGAAGGUCACGUUAAAAUCUCGUUAAAAAGACACAUCAAAAGGAUUGGCUGUUUUGUGUGUGGGGGGAAAAAAAUCACUUCUUUUAUGCAAGUGAAUUUUUUCUAGCUGAUAUUUACAGUAUGUACAGAUCAUUUAUGUUUGUACUUACACGUUAGAGCUUAAACUACUUUUUCUUUAUUCCAGUGAUCAUUAAGUGCAGUUUGACCUAAAAAAAAAAAAAAAAUAGCUUCAAAUUAAUUUGGACGGCUCACUGGCUUCUAUUAAUAAUUCUAGUCUUUGCAAUUAACAUAGUUGCCUCUGGUGGAGCGUGAGUGUAGCGCUUGUACAAAUAUGUUACACAAACUAAAAUGCUUAGAAAAUGUUUAUUUUAGUACACGAUAGAACGCAAAGGGGUUCAUACGUUCCUUGCCUUGGCUACAUAAGCGUUUGGUGAUGUAAUUGAAUUAACACAGUGACGUAAAAGUAAAUUUAAUUUCAUUUAAUUUUAAGUGUAUUUAUCUCACACUCCAACCACAGGCCAAGUCAUAGUGAGAUAUUUAUUCAUUUAUUAAUGACUACAAAUGAAUUGAUUAGUUCCAUCGCUGUUUGUUUCUCAAUGAGUGGCCCACAAAGUAGAAACAACAAGAGUUAUUAUAAUAUUUCACUUAUGAACGAGUGUUUUGGUGUGAACGCUGUCAUCGUUUUGUACUCAGAUCCAUUUGUAGAUCAUUUUAAAGUUUCAACUUGAUUUCA